AGACCCGGAGAGGAUGCACCCGUGAGUCCUUGACCCAUCUUCUGCUCGCCAAUCUGAUCCGAGUCAUCGGUCUCCUCAUUCUCGGGUCAUAUCCCUAGACUCUCAUUUCCAGUUGCUUCUCCUUACCAAAGCAUCGAAUACACCAUCACCAUGGUCAAGCCCACCCGCCCGCCGGCCAACGCCUUCGUUGCAGCUGCCCGCAAGGUCUACAACCCCAUCGGCUUCUCCAAGGGCUACAACUUUGUCCUCUUCUUCAUCUUCGCCGGAGCCCUGAUGGGAUUUACCCUCGCACGCCUCCAGUACCUCGACUACUACGGCAUCUUCUGCGGCGAUCCCGGAGUCGGCGAGUGCUACUUUUACACACGAGGAAUAGCCGAGAUAGGGUUGCUGAUGCACCUGGCGACCAUCCUUCCGGCUGGGUUCCUGGUCGUCUUCCAGUUCGUACCGGCCAUCCGACACAAGUUUAUCCUCAUCCACAGGCUGAACGGCUAUGUUAUCCUCGCCCUGUCGCUAGUCGGCACAGUCGGCGCCUUCAUGUCCAUGAGAAACGCCUUCGGGGGCGGGCUCGACACGCAGCUGGGCCUUGGCCUCAUGGGAAUCAUGUUCGUUGUGAGCUUGGCGUUGGGAUACAUCAACAUCAAGAGGCUCCAGCUGGAACAGCACCGGGCCUGGAUGCUCAGGGGGUGGUUCUACGCCUCUUCGAUCAUCACCCUCCGGAUCAUCAUGAUCAUCAUGGCCACCAUCAUCAGCGAGACGGGCGGGUACUGGGCCGUCCGCCAGUGCGCCCAGGUGAACUACACGCUCGGGGAGGCCAGCACGCGAGAAUUGUAUCCUGACUGCGAGGCAUUUUACUCUGGCGAGGACCCGUACAAGCCCACUUUGAUCAAGGCAACCAUGAAUUCUAGCGCCAUGACAGCCGGCGCGACGUUGGGUCUUUCGUUCGGCCCGGCCACGUGGUUAGCAUUGUUUCUUCAUGCGGUUGGCGUUGAGGUAUACCUCCGUCUUACACCCUUUGAGCACGACAGGCUCCGUAACGUGUCGUACCAGCGGCAGGUCGAGGCCGGCAUGAGAAACCCAGGGAGGGCCGGGCUGACUGCAGACCGGCUGGGCGACGCAAUUCUGUGGAAGCCGAACAGUGACUCUACACGGAAUGCAGUCCCGCUAAAGUCCGUUGCGUCUCAACAACAUACGAGCAACAGCGAGUAAUCAGAGACGUUAAACCGUCCGAUGACUUCAACACUUGCUCUCACUUGAAAUUGAAAUCGCUUUCGUCCCGACUUGUACUUCCAAGUUGAAAAUGGCAAUGUAUCUGUUAUUAGACAAAACAAUCAGUCAGGUAUGAGGCUCUAAAAGUAUGUGCGGUGCACAUCUAGACAACAAGAUUCAAGAACGGUUUUCCGGCUCACUCCAGCUCUGCAUCCACCUGACCUUGUAGCCCUCUGCGCCGAGAUAAUUCGCCUGACUCCUCCGCUGUUGUAGUAGAACAAACGAGCAACGCCCAACGCGCCGAAAAAGCAGAUGCAUCCCAGGUACCGUAUCCACAAUCCUUGUCCAAUGCCAAAUUGUCCGCGAUGCAAGUGCCCUUGGUAUGAUAGAUGCAAAAGGAAAGAUGUAGCCGAUACGAAGUUUGAUGGUGAUAAUCUGGGGACCGGCAUCGACCCAAGAAGAACAAGUGGUAUUCUAACUCCCGCAAGUACAAG
Messenger RNA from Canariomyces notabilis, 1700 nucleotides. RefSeq lists its product as uncharacterized. NCBI's taxonomy places the organism in Eukaryota, Fungi, Ascomycota, Sordariomycetes, Sordariales, Chaetomiaceae. The coding region runs from base 151 to 1206 and encodes 351 amino acids. The record is from RefSeq and is a predicted model, not a curated record. The transcript is spliced from 3 exons.